UGCAGCUCCACAGAACCAGCUGCGGUGGGCGGGGCUUAACCACAUCUGGAUGAAAAACAUCUGGGCUCCUGUCUGAGUGUUUCUACAUGAGAGUCUGUCUGUCUGUCCGACCGACCGACGGACCGAGCACCGACGGACUGACCGAGCUGCCUCGUGUGUCCCCCCGACUGAUGAUGGCCCGGUGCCGGACGUUUUGGACCGGGAUCUUGGUCCUGCUGACGGCCGGUGAUCCAGGUGUGGUCCUCUCCUUCAGUCACCUAAGCUUCAACCUGUGUAAGUGGUGUGAGGCGUCCAGUCCUCAGUGCAGAGACAGUGUGUGUUUCAGUAACUGCAGCCUGUCGUCAUUCUGCACUGUCACUGAUGAGAUCUGCAUUGCCAUAUGGAGGAAGACCAACGAUACCAUGACAGUGCAUACUAUGUGUCAUAACCCCACUCUGCCACUAGAGGGUAUCGACCCCAGGCUGCUGCUGAACUUCACCUCCAGAGAGUGUCACAUGACCCCACAGCCGGCAGACGACGGUGUCAUGAUGGUCUGUGGCUGCCACGGAGAACACGAGUGUAACGACAAAUUGAUGUUCGACAAGGGAGCCAACGGGUUCUCUAAACUGCAAAGUAAGGAUGUGAUCCCGGUGGUCAUGGUCAGUCUGGUUCCUCCUGUGCUCAUUGCCAUUGUUGCCACUGCCACCUUCUACCUCUACCGCACUCGCCACCCUAACAAGCCAGACCCUCCUGUACGCCCUGGCUGGCCCACCAAACACACGCCAGAGCUGUACCAGGCCUUCAACCUGCCCUGUGUGGAUGUAGGGGCUCGGAGGGAUGGUGGAGGAGGUGUGAUUGGUCCUGGUGAAGUGGAGGAGUCUAAUGCCAAACAUCCCAACAGUGACAUCAUCAGUACAACAAUCGACUGGCAAGGCCAGCAGACUGAACCCCUGCCUAUCAAGCUGGAGGUCCUGGUGGGAAAGGGGCGCUUCGCAGAGGUGUGGAGGGCAUGCCUGCUGCAGGGGGAGACAGGUGGAGUCAACACCUAUGAAACGGUGGCGGUGAAGGUGUUUCCUGCUUUGGAGUAUGCCUCCUGGAGGAAUGAGUGCUCCAUCUUCUCCGACCCCAACAUGGAGCAUGAAAAUGUGGUUAGGUUCCUCGCCGCUGAGGAGAGAGGCCUGCUUGGCUACACCCACAGGAAGUACUGGCUGGUUCUGGCCUAUUAUAGCCUCGGGAACCUGCAGGACUUCCUCACAGCAAACACGCUCAGCUGGGGGGAACUUGUUGCCAUGGCAGCCAGCAUUGCUAAGGGGUUAGCUCAUCUCCAUAGUGACACAGCGCUCAGUGGGGCUUCUAAGAUUCCAGUUGCCCAUCGGGACCUGAAGAGCAGUAACAUAGUGAUGAAGAGCAGGAUGGAGUGUGCUCUGUGUGACUUUGGUUUGGCAUUGAGACUAGACCUCUCCCUCACAGUUGACGAUUUCGCCAACAGUGGACAGGUGGGGACAGCUCGCUACAUGGCUCCUGAGGUUCUGGAGUCCAGGGUGAACCUGGAGGACCUGGAGGCCUUUAAACAGAUGGAUGUGUACUCUAUGGCUCUGGUCCUGUGGGAAAUGGCAUCCCGCUGCAUCAUCAUCGGCGAGGUGAAGAGUUAUGAGCCAGCGUUUGGCUCUAAGGUCUGUGAGCAACCCUGUGUGGACAGCAUGAGAGACCUGGUGCUGAGAGACAGAGGACGACCAGACAUCCCAACAGCAUGGACACGACAUCAGGGGAUGAGUGUGUUCUGCUCCACCAUAACUGAGUGCUGGGAUCACGACCCUGAGGCCAGACUGACAGCUCACUGUGUGGUGGAGCGCUUCACCGACCUGCAGGAGGAGGAACAGGAGGACCAGGAGGAGGAGCAACAACUGGAGGAGGAACCACAGCGAGAGGCUAGUGGAAAGGAAGACGAAAGGCGAGAAAAGGACUCAGAGACACCAGACAACGAUCUGUUUGUCUCCGCAGCUGCUUUCUCAUCCUCCUCUUCCUCCCUCCAGAGCCCACAGACAGACUCACAGACAGAUGAGGUAUCAGCAGUCAACUCCGAGCCAUGAACUCACUUUAGAACCAAUCAGAAGUAAGCAGGUGAUCAUGUGAUGAGACCUGUGGACAUCAUUCAUGUUCUGCUGGCAGAGACUGACUUUGUGGGAGCUGGUCUCCUUGUUGUUGAAUAUCUCUUGUUAUGAUCUUUAUUAUAACCUCCAUUAGUACACAAAGACACGUUCCCUGUGUUUGAAAUAAGAUUUUCAUCAUGUUGAAGAAAUAAUUCAGUCCUGUGGAGUA
Messenger RNA from Acanthopagrus latus (yellowfin seabream), 2298 nucleotides. It is a transcript of the gene tgfbr2l, whose product is annotated as transforming growth factor beta receptor-like. The record is from RefSeq and is a predicted model, not a curated record. The transcript is spliced from 8 exons. The coding region runs from base 87 to 2069 and encodes 660 amino acids. Gene Ontology annotation, cellular component: signaling receptor complex; plasma membrane. Lineage: Eukaryota; Metazoa; Chordata; Actinopteri; Spariformes; Sparidae. Gene Ontology annotation, biological process: cellular response to growth factor stimulus; heart development; transforming growth factor beta receptor signaling pathway. Gene Ontology annotation, molecular function: transforming growth factor beta receptor activity, type II; ATP binding; transforming growth factor beta binding.